AUGCGUUUAAAAAUAUAUUCAAACACUCUAUCUAUACAGAGAGGUAAUUUUAGUACACUUAAAAAAAUUUUCAAUAGUUCAUUUAAUAUUUAUACAAAUAAAUCUAGUGUAUCAUCUAAAGAAUUUUUCAAUGAUAUUUAUUUGAUGAAUAAAAAAUUAUUAUAUUAUAUAAAUGAUUAUUUUAAAUUAAAUGAAGAAUCUAAUUAUAAGGCAAAAAGAAUAGGUAGCUUGUUCCCUCCUUGCUAUUCACAACUUGUUUUUAAAUUUUGCAUUUUAAUGAAUAACUUUGAUUAUAUAACAAUUCCUACUCCAAUAAAAAAAUCAAAACAAAUAAAAGAAAAAUAUGCAUUCUACUUAUCAGAAAAUAAUACUAACUUAAUAUUAUGCCAUCCUUUUUAUAAACAUUAUAUUGAAGAAAUAUCUUUUAAUUUACAAAUUCCAUUUUUGAUUUGUUAUGAUAAACCUGAUAUUCUAUCUCAUGAAGAAUAUUUAGAAGACUUAAAUGAAGGGAGGGAAAAUUUCUCUAAGAAAUUUUUAUAUGAUUCUAAAAAAUAUGAAAAAUAUAAAAGUCAAGAAAAAGAAUUAUUAAAUGAAAUGAAGAGAAUAUACCUUAUUGAUAACAAAUCACAAAAUGAUGAGUACACAGAUGAGAAAUUUUUUAUUGAAAAAUGGGAAAGAUUAACAGAUAAACAUAAUGUUUCUAUUCAUUUACAAUUAUCAAAAGAAAAUGAAUGUGAUAAAAGCAUAAAAUUUUUGUUAUCAAAUAUAUUUAAUCAAUCAAAGAACUUUAAUAAAACAAUAAAAUUUAAUGAAAAAGACACUGUUUUAAUAUGUAUGCCAGCAAAUAAUAUACAAUAUUUUGACAUUUUAUUUAGUGUGAUAUAUGCAGGUGGUACUAUUGUGUUUCCAGAAGUGAGUAAAAAUAAAUUAUUAAAUAAUAGCGAUUUUAUGAAAUGGUUUAAAAAUAAUAUGAAAAAAAAAAAUAAUAACUUCUCAGUUCAUAAUUUAAUUAUAAAAAAUGAUUUUAUAAAUAGCGAUUUUUAUUUCAUUGAUGCUUUAAGUUUAUUUGAAGAAAUACAACAAUCAGAAAAGCUUAUAAGUAUAUUAGUAUGUAAUAAUUACCUAAUUCGUGAUUUUGUUAAUUUUUUUGAGAACUCCGAUAUUAAUAAUGUAACAAAAAAAGAAUUUAUUAACAACAAAGCAAGUAAUAUACGCAUUAUAUUAAUAAAUGGUAAUGAAAUAAUGCCAGGUAUUAAUAAAAAAUAUUUAGAAAAAAUAGGGAAAAUAUUCGUAAAUGCAAAAAUAUAUCAGAGGUAUGUAAUACAAGAAAUAGGUACUAUAUGCUUAAUGGAAAUAGGCCAGUUAGAAGAUGAAAAUAUAAAAUAUGAAAGGAAUAUAGCUGGUUAUUUACUACCAGAUAUAAGUAUAAAAAUUGAUUCUGAAACAAAUAUAUUGAAAAUUAAAUCAGAUAAUUUAUUUACUGAAUAUUAUAAUAAUAACAAUAUAACAUCAAAUUCCCUUGAUGAAAAUGGAUUUUUUAAAACAAAAUAUAUAGCCUCUCUAAAAGAUGAUUCACUAUUAAGAAUUGAAGGAGUUCAUAAUGAAAUUGAAAAUAUACCGGAAGAGUAUUAUUUAUAUUUUAAACAAAGAAGAGAUAAGAUGGAGAAAUUACCACCUGGUUAUUUGAAAAGGGUUCGUUUACAUGGAGAAAUAUGGGGUAAUUUUCAUGCAAACAAAAAAAAUUGGAAGAGAAAAUUUUGA
This is a messenger RNA of Plasmodium relictum, 1761 nucleotides long. RefSeq names its product conserved Plasmodium protein, unknown function. Bases 1 to 1761 code for a protein of 586 amino acids. The record is from RefSeq and is a predicted model, not a curated record. Gene Ontology annotation, molecular function: medium-chain fatty acid-CoA ligase activity. Gene Ontology annotation, biological process: fatty acid metabolic process. NCBI's taxonomy places the organism in Eukaryota, Apicomplexa, Aconoidasida, Haemosporida, Plasmodiidae. The transcript has a single exon.